Molecule: messenger RNA, 801 nt
Organism: Pelobates cultripes (western spadefoot toad)
Lineage: Eukaryota; Metazoa; Chordata; Amphibia; Anura; Pelobatidae
Source: the annotation of a GenBank genome assembly
AUGGCGCGCUUCCACCGCGCAAAAGAGCCUCUGGUCGGGCAAAAAACGGCCAGGUUAUGGAAACGGGCUAGAUCCCGUGAUGAAAGGUCGGAGAGCGACCGGAGUGAGGAGGAGGAGUAUGAGGAACUAGACUAUGCUUCUGAUGAAGAAGCCGUCUCGGAGGAGGGAGCUCCCCCUGCUGUAGCACCCCAUACUGGGGGCGCUUUCCCUGCCGGGGGUGUUACUGCCCAGAAGGCGAGUGGUGACGCGGGGAUUCUGGAUCCGCAGGGUAACCCCCUGUUUGAUCCGGAUGACUUGCGCCAUCCUCGUUCCGCUGAGUGGGAACCCCCUGAGCAUAUCGCCCGAUAUAUCGCACUUAGGAUGCGUACGCCACUCUCUAGGGAGAGUCGCAGUAAGCUACGGGCUGAAUGUCCUAGACCUUCGGUCCCAGGAUCGGCGUGUAAGACGCCAGAGGUCGAUCCUCAAAUUGCCCAGUUCCUCAACAAGUCAGGCUGGAAGCAAAAGAAGGGCCUUGAUUUUUCCCUGAGACAUUGUCAAGACAAGAUUAUGGACACCAUUGGCCCUCUGUCUAAGGCCUAUGAAGUUUUGGAAGCCGCCAAGGCGGGUGACGCGGAGCUUGAUAUUGAUGUAGUGAUCGGUUGGGUGCAACGUGCCAUUUGCCUACUAGGCAAUGCUAAUAUGGCCGUCUCCGCUGAGCGCAGGAAGGCAAUCCUGCUUAAGAUUGAUCCUAAAUUGGCUACCAUGGCCGUCUCCGAACCUGGUCCCUCGGCUGAGGGGAUGCUCUUGGAGAUAAUUUCGUAA